AUGCCAUUCAAGCCCCAAGACCAGGCUAGGUGCCCCAAAUGCAGCAAGGCUGUGUACGCAGCCGAAGAGAGACUGGCUGGGGGCAUGAAGUUCCACAAGGCCUGUUUCAAAUGUGGACUGUGUCAAAAGUACCUAGAGAGCACAAACGUUACAGAACAUGGCGGGGACAUCUACUGCAAGAGUUGCCAUGGUAAAAAGUUUGGACCUAAGGGUUAUGGUUUCGGAAGUGGGGCUGGAACUUUGGGAAUGGACACCGGUGAACGAUUUGGAAACACUGAAAGUGAAAUGAGCAACCGACCAACUGGUGAUGCCUUUACUGCUGUCAAAGUUGCAAGUGGUGGAGCUAGCACAGGCCCAAAGUGUCCACGCUGUGGCAAGACAGUGUAUGAUGCUGAAAAAGCUAUUGGAGUCUCCACGCCCUGGCACAAAUCCUGUUUUAACUGCAAGAGCUGUAAAAAGUCUGUGGAUUCUAGCACCAUGGCCAUGCAUGAUGCUGAAGUAUACUGCAAAACUUGUUAUGGAAGGAACUUUGGACCCAAAGGUUUUGGUUUCGGACAAGGGGCUGGCACUCUUUCUAUGGGAUAA
This is a messenger RNA of Candidula unifasciata, 585 nucleotides long. Lineage: Eukaryota; Metazoa; Mollusca; Gastropoda; Stylommatophora; Geomitridae. The record is from the annotation of a GenBank genome assembly.